UAAAUCUGUUGUUUUAUUGUUGAUCUCUUUUUGCUUGUUCUCUCCUCCUUCAAAGCCAAAGAACUCUCCUGAUAUCUCUCUUCCCUUUUUCUCUCACAAACUCUAAAACAUCAAAGAGCGCUUAAAAGCAAAAGAAUCAAUGGCAGUCGAAGCUCGUAAUAUGAAUCUUUUCCCUCCUCAGUUAAUCCCUAAUGGAGAUUUUAUGAAAGGUUAUCAAGGGAGUGGAAAUAUACACAAUACCCAGAUGCAGCAAGAAGUUUCACAGAUUUUUCCUGCAGUUUAUCAGUCGCUUGUACGUGAUCCGAUUUCAGCCAAAGCUGAUAGUGGGGUUACUUAUAAUAUGAAUAUCCCAGUCUCGGCCCCAAGGAAAAGGCCUAGGGAUUCAUAUUCAUACACAGUUGCUCGAAAGAACGAAUUUUGUGGGGUUUCUUCUGUUCUUGACGAUGAUAUCUUUUCCCAGAUCCAACAACAACAACAACAAGAAAUCGACCGUUUCAUUGCUCAACAUACAGAAAAAGUGAGGUUGGAGGUUGAAGAAAGGAGGAAGAGGCAAUCGAGGAUGUUGAUUACAGCGAUCCAAGAAGGGGUUAUGAAGAAACUGAAGGAAAAAGAUGAAGAGAUACAAAGAAUGGGGAAACUGAACUGGGUUCUUCAAGAAAGAGUGAAAAGCCUGUAUUUAGAGAACCAACUGUGGAGGGACUUGGCGCAAACGAACGAAGCCACCGCCAAUUCCUUACGCACCAAUCUAGAACAAGUCCUUGCCCACGUCGGCGAGGAACGUCACGCCAGCGGCGGAGGAGCGGCCGCGUUGGCCGACGACGCGGAAUCUAGCUGUGGAAGCAGCGAUGAAGGGUGGCGCAAGGUGCUGGUGCCGCCUACUCAGCCACAGGAUACGACGGCAGCGGUGGUUGGGAACGGUAAUAAUAAUGGAAGGAAGUGUAGCAAGUGUGGGGAGAAAGAGUCAAGUGUGCUGUUGCUGCCAUGCAGGCAUCUCUGUCUCUGUACAAUGUGUGGGUCCACUCUGGUAGGCACUUGCCCUGUUUGUGACUCUGUCACCAAUGCCAGUGUUCAUGUUAACAUGUCUUGAAACAAUUUUUUUUUCUUUUUUCGAUAUUUUAGUGAAAACAAAACAGCCAAAAAGAAAAAGGAAAAGCAAAUGCAAAUAUGUUUUUAAGAAAUGGAUCAUAGAAAAUUUCUUUAUUUUUUCCAAA
This is a messenger RNA of Gossypium raimondii (Peruvian cotton), 1211 nucleotides long. RefSeq names its product BOI-related E3 ubiquitin-protein ligase 1. Gene Ontology annotation, biological process: regulation of programmed cell death. The transcript has 3 exons. NCBI's taxonomy places the organism in Eukaryota, Viridiplantae, Streptophyta, Magnoliopsida, Malvales, Malvaceae. The record is from RefSeq and is a predicted model, not a curated record. Gene Ontology annotation, molecular function: ubiquitin-protein transferase activity. The coding region runs from base 140 to 1087 and encodes 315 amino acids.